This is a messenger RNA of Mycetomoellerius zeteki, 841 nucleotides long. RefSeq names its product putative nuclease HARBI1. Lineage: Eukaryota; Metazoa; Arthropoda; Insecta; Hymenoptera; Formicidae. The transcript has 2 exons. The record is from RefSeq and is a predicted model, not a curated record. The coding region runs from base 23 to 841 and encodes 272 amino acids.
CAAAUAAAAGUUUUUCAUAUACAUGCCUUGUACAUUUACUAUUUAUCGCAUCUUUUACAUACUUAUCUUCCAGAUUGUUAGUGGUGAUAUUCAAGGAGUCAGUCAGGCAUCAGUGUCGCGUAUUGUUACAAGAGUGUCAAAAAUUAUAGCUUCACAUUUAGGGCAGUACAUCACGUUCUCCACACAAGAGCGCCGAAGACAAUAUAUGAAUCAAUUUUACGAGAUAGCCAAUUUUCCUUCUGUAAUAGGAUGUAUUGACUGUACACACAUACGCAUUGCUAAUCCUGGAAAACAUAAUGGAGAAAUAUUUCGGAACCGAAAAGGAUGGUUCUCUGUCAAUGUACAGGUUGUGUCUGGACCAAAUCGAGAAAUCCUAGAUAUAGUUGUGAGACAUCCUGGUUCUGCACACGAUGCCUUGAUAUUUGAUCGAAGUGGUGUGCGAUGUCGUUUUGAAUUAGGACAUCUCGAUGGUAUUUUAUUAGGAGACAGCGGAUAUGCGUGCCGCAGAUAUUUACUCACUCCUGUAUUAAGGCCUCAAAGUGAUGCAGAACUCAGAUACAACACUGCACAUAAGCAGACCAGAGUAACUAUUGAACAACUGUUCGGAAUGUGGAAGCGCCGCUUUCCAUGUUUAUAUUACAGUUUAAGAACUAAACUAAGCACAUCCGUUGCAAUUAUAUGUGCGAUUGCUGUUUUACAUAAUAUAUGUAUUCAACAUAAACUUGAUGAAAUUCCAGAACAGGACGUAUACGACGAUGUAUUUGAGGCUAUUUACAAUCAUGAAGAAGGUGGUAUUGGACUUGCUCAUAGAACUGCCUUUAUAACAAGACAUUUUUCAUAG